Messenger RNA from Dendrobium catenatum, 759 nucleotides. RefSeq lists its product as uncharacterized. The transcript is spliced from 2 exons. Bases 1 to 759 code for a protein of 252 amino acids. The record is from RefSeq and is a predicted model, not a curated record. Lineage: Eukaryota; Viridiplantae; Streptophyta; Magnoliopsida; Asparagales; Orchidaceae.
AUGACGAUUUCCCAUUCUGCUUCCUCCUCCGCUACCGAGCAGCAGCCAAGAAAUCCGACCGAGAACUCCCCAAUCUCCCAUUCACUCAAGUUCGUCGUGUCCAAUCUCAAGACUCUCGUUCCGCAUCAAUUAUCACCGGAUAACUAUCCUAUAUGGCGUCACCAGAUUCUCAAGCUCCUUCGGGCAAACGAUUUUGAGCAGUUCUUGGCUCCGCCCACGCAUUCCGGCAAUGUAUCCGAUCCAGACAUUGAUUCUGUCAUCAAGAAUUGGAAGAUUACUGAUGAGAACCUUCAAGCUGCGGUCUGCUCUACCAUUUCUCCGGCGGUGCUACCCUACAUCAUCCACCUCGAUACAACUCACGAAAUAUUGCAGGCUCUUGAAAGCCAAUUUCAGGCCACUAGCCGCUCCAAAGUUAUACAGCUUCGCAAUGAACUUCAUCAUGUGUUGAUGAAAAACCUUUCAAUGACGCAAUAUCUCACCGAGAUCAAGAAACUCGUCGAUCAAAUCGCCUCUGCCGGAUCCUCCAUCGACUCCAAAGACAUUAUAUUACAUAUCUUGAAUGGAGCGCUGCUCGCCUUCACACUGAUACGUUACAGCAAUCUGCUCUGUACUCUAACAGGGGUCGCGGUCGUAGGAACCGCGAACAUUCGUCUCAAGCAUCACAGUUUGUUUCUCGCACUGGACAGUAGCAGUCGCUCCCUGUCUGCCAAAUUUGCCUCAAGAAAGGGAAUACGACCGAUGUAUGCUGGCAUCGGAUGA